CCAUGGACAAAUUCUCAGCUUUCGGAAAGAACUUCUCCGCCUCGUUCACGCCCUUCGCCGCGCGCACCCAGCAAUAUGUCAAGGAACAGCUGGGCCAGGCCGACGACAAGACCCAGCUUCCUCCAGACUAUAUCGAGCUUGAGAAGCGCGUCGAUGCCUUGAAGCAGGUUCACCAGAAGAUGCUCCAAGUCACCUCGCAAUACACCAACGAAGCCUACGACUACCCCAGCAACCUGCGCGAGUCCUUCAACGACCUUGGCCGCACUGUUUCCGAGAAGGUCCAGCUUCUUUCCUCUGCGACCUCUCCCGCUGAGGCCCAGGCCGCCCUGACUGCUCCUCCCUCCGCGAAGCCCCAGCCCAAGACCUUCAGCCAUGCUAUUGCCCGUUCUGCGCUCAACAGCUCCACAAUCCUGACGCAGGACCUUGGUAGCGCUGGCGAGGAUCCUCUGGCCACGGCCCUUGAAAAGUAUGCCCUUUCGCAAGAAAAGAUUGGCGAGGCUCGCCUGUCGCAGGAUGCGCAGAUCCAGAGCCGUUUCCUUGCGGGCUGGAGCACAACAUUGAACACCAAUCUCAUGUUUGCGAGCCGUGCUCGCAAGGCUGUUGAGAACUCCCGCCUGAGCCUAGAUGCCACCAAAGCCAAGGCUAGAAGUGGCGGUGCCUUCAGCCUUCCUGGUGCACCUGGCCGUAGGGAGCACGACGAUGAGCACAUCAGCGAGGAAGCCAGGGCGGAGAUUGAGCAGGCCGAGGACGAAUUUGUCGGCCAGACCGAGGAAGCCGUUGGGGUGAUGAAAAAUGUUCUCGACACCCCAGAGCCAUUGCGUAACCUUGCAGACCUAAUUGCUGCUCAACUUGAGUACCACAAGAAGGCUUACGAGAUUCUGAGUGAACUGGCGCCUGUCGUUGACCAGUUACAAGUGGAGCAGGAGGCGAGCUACCGCAAGAGCCGCGAGGGCGCCUGAACAGAAGUCCAUCAUUCUCCGGCUCUCUCAAAAUACCCUGGUUGUUGACGAAGGUCGUCGUGGUGUACUCGGGCUACCCAAAUAUGCCUUGUUUCGCGGCUGAGUUCUGGUUUUGUUGAAGGAUAUUGAUCAGGCAUCUAUGUCUUCCGCUAUGCGGUCGCCAGCAGCGCUCACGGCUGGUCGCAAGUGUUUUGCAUAUCCUCUUUUCUUGUUCGUUUGGGGCUUUCUAAAAUCGGGCUUUGGGUCUUUCACACGAAUCACUCGCCUGCCGACUUGUCGCCCAUCGUCCAGUGAAACUAUGAACGUGCAAGUUCCAGUGAUUGUAUUCGAUAUUCUUCACUGGUGCACUUGCUACCUCCUGGCGUGGCUAUCCCACGAAAG
This is a messenger RNA of Aplosporella prunicola CBS 121167, 1340 nucleotides long. RefSeq lists its product as uncharacterized. Gene Ontology annotation, cellular component: cytoplasm. NCBI's taxonomy places the organism in Eukaryota, Fungi, Ascomycota, Dothideomycetes, Botryosphaeriales, Aplosporellaceae. The annotation marks the transcript as partial. The record is from RefSeq and is a predicted model, not a curated record. The transcript has 6 exons. Gene Ontology annotation, molecular function: protein binding.